AUGAUUGUACAUAGCUGUAGCUGUGCAGUGUCUUUGGUCUGGCGUGGGUCAUGCUGCUUGACAAGGCCACGAAGGCAGCUCUCCACUUGACCCCAGUUUCAUCUUCGCUUCUUCUCGUUGUCGAAAUUGGCUCGUUAUUAGCCUUUUGUUGGAAAGUGGCUUCUUGCAAUUUCAGGCACUCAGACUCGAUGGGGCACCACGAGAGGGCUCAAACACCGCUGAGCGCCUGCUACGCUGCUACUGAUCCAUGCAUGGUGCGCUGCGUUCAAUGAUGUCCAGAGAGUUGUGGUUCAGGUGUUCCUGGCGCUGGAGACGAAGGGAGCGGCAAGACGAACGGACGGAGGGUGGAGAAGAGACGUCUUCGAGACGACUACUAGACCGGCGGAGGUGAACCUCACAUCCGUAGUAUUUACACUGCCCUGGCGUGUCCGGCAAACGGAACAUUUCUGGAUAAAAGCGGAACUUUCUGAGUGGGCUUUCCUUAGUUCGGACGAAUGCCGUCCUGAAACUUUCAUACUCGCAGGGAGUCUGAGGUGUCCUGCCGUGCCAGAAGAAAGGAAAGGACCUAUCUCGUAUGCUCGUUGCUAUGGCAGGAGGCUUGACUGCGUGUCGUUUGCUAGCACUGCCGUUGGUGUUAUUUCUGGUGACAAUGACGACGAUGCCCGUAACACUGGGUCAUCAUGGUGAUGUCGUCCCGUGUCCUGAACGGUGCGUGUGUAGCAGGCGACCUGUACUGGGAGCGUCCACUAACUUGCACCAUGACAUCCUCACUGACUGCUCCUUCCAGGAGUUGAACAGAGUUCCGGAGAGCAUUUGGCACGAGACAACAAUACUAAACCUAAGAUUCAACCACCUGACUUCUCUCAACGCCACAUCAUUCAACUCCGCUGAGCUACCAGAACUUCAUGAACUGAUAUUGACAGGCAACGAGCUGACAAAUUUGGAGAGACAGCAUGAGAUUCUGUGUUCAUGGUCGACUAUCCUGAGAGUGACGCUAGAUUACAACCGUGUACAGGUCUUGCCAGACUCUUUCAUGAAGUCUUCGUCCAAUAUGAGGUCGCUAUCAUGUGUGGGCUGUGGCCUCAGCCAAUUUCCCACGGUGGCCCUCAACUCCUUGAAGUACCUUCAGGAACUGCAUUUGUCUGGGAAUGAUAUAGGAGUCGUUGAUGCCGAUGACCUCAAGGCCCACCCCUAUCUCAGGAAGCUUAUCAUGAACAAUUGCAGCAUGGAAGAAUUUCCAAGGGAAGCAUUGGCAACCGUGCCAGAGUUACGUGAGCUUUCAUUUUCUCACAAUGAAAUCUCGGAACUUCAGAGUGGUGAUUUCAAUAGCUUACCAUCACUAACUUAUCUUGAUUUGGCUUAUAACAACCUGACGUCCUUGCCGGCAUUGGUGUUUGCCAGUCUCACCAACCUGCAAUACUUGUCACUUGAUAACAACCCAAUACAGUAUUUUGAGUCAAUGAGCAACUUUCUAGUGUUUGACAACAUGGUGCACCUUCAAGUUUUGUCACUGAGAAGACUGCAGCUGAUCAAGGACCGGAUGCUUGUCGACAACUAUAAUCUGUUUUGGAAACUAAAGGAGUUGUCAGAGCUACAUCUGGACGGCAACGUCGAGAGAAGGCCAAACUUUGCUGGACUCUUGUUCUUCACGGGAAAUGCCAUCAAAGAGUUGUACUGGGGUGGACAUACGUUCAAGAGUCUUGGCUACGUUGGCAAGCCAUGCGCACUGGAAAAACUGAGAAUGCCAACUGGUACACUGGAGACUAUGCACUGGGAAAUUGGUGGGAUUUGCGGCCGGUGCAAUCGCUUGACUGAAAUAGAUAUGGCCAAUAACAAGUUGACUGACAUCGACCCGCUUCAAAACUGCACACAACUAACACAGCUAUACCUGAAGCAGAACCAGCUGACAACUGCCAUUGUGGAAAAGACAAUUUCUUUCCAUACUGCCCUUGUUGACGUGGUCCUGAGCCACAAUCACAUUGAGCGGCUGAAAGAGUUUACCUUGGGCAACAUGUCACGCCUGGAGCACUUAGAUCUCUCGUACAACCCGCUGGUGGACAUCCAUCCCAGGGCAUUCAUGGGUACGCCGAUGCUGCACAGACUGAUAUUGAAUGGAACUCAGUUUCCCAAGUUUCCGGAGCUCGGCCUGCCGCGACUUUUCCAGCUGGACAUUGCUGAAGGUGUUACAAACCUGCAUGUAUUUCCACCAUCCAGAAACUAUCCAUCCCUCAGAUUUCUCAAGACGGAGUAUCAUUUUCACUGUUGCCGCUGGGAGCACUGGGAUACGUGUGAUACCGAAGAGGAGGGCUCCGUUGGAUCACCAGAUCCUAACAACUACAGGAACGCUAAUCUUACACAUCUUCCAAUUCCGUUCGGUGGUUCUUUUGAGGAUAUGCCACCAGAAGGAUUCUUCACCGAACGUACUGAUGAGCAGCAGAGACAGUUCAACGCUACCUGGUCGCGUGCUACGGAAGCCAUACUUCCCAUCCAGGCGUACACGGGCCGUGUGUGCUGUAUGCCGCACCCGAACGGCCUGACGCCCUGCUUCGAUCUCCUCGGCGAGUCCUGGCUACGUGUGCUGGUGUGGAUCGUCAUCGCCAUGGCAAUAGUCGGCAACGGCACCGUGCUGGUGGUGGUUGGUGUGUCCAAGCAGAGGAUCAUGCAGACCAAGCCGCUGGUCAUGAGCCUGGCGUUUGGCGACUUGACCAUGGGCAUCUACAUGCUUGUCCUGGGUAUUGUGGAUUUGAUGACCAAGGGCGAGUUCUCUCAGUACGCCGUCAACUGGAAGGAGGGUGCAGCGUGCAAGUCGAUUGGCUUCCUUGCAGUCUUCAGCUCACUAGUUUCUGUUUUCAGUCUAACAGUAAUCACACUGGAUCGAUAUAUCACCAUUAUCCAUGCUAUGAAGGUGACGCCGCUCAACUCUCGGCGCCUGAAACGCAUCCUGCUGGUCGGCUGGCUGGUAAUGUUUCUGGUGGCGCUGCUGCCCAUCUUCGGUGUCAACAAUUACUCGGCGUACGUCGUGUGCCUGCCACUUGCUAGCCGAACUGCCGCUGACAUUUUCUACGUGGUGCUGGUGCUUGGAAUCACGGCCAUCUCAUUCCUCCUCAUAAUUGUCUGCUACAUUCACAUCUAUGUGACGAUUCGCAGGUCGCCAGCGCCGAUCAAGCCCGAUUAUCAGACGGCGCUCAAAAUGGCGGUGUUGAUCUUCAUUGACCUGUGCUGCUGGUCGCCGAUCUGGGUGCUCAGCUUUCACGCGCUUGCCACGCAUAAACCCUAUAUCACACUUCAGCAGGCAAAGUACAUUAUUGUCCUGGUGUUUCCGCUCAACAGCUGCGCAAAUCCAUUCCUGUAUGCUAUACUGACGAGAAACUUCCAGCGAGACCUGGUGAAGAUGAUCACAAGUGUAUCACUGCGUCGCCGGAGUAGCUUCAUGCCUCAAGCAUCGGGUGGGCAGUCAGGAGAGACCAUGAAAAACCUGCGGGACGUCAUGGCACAGCUGCAAAGAGAAGGUCGCAGGAAUGCGAGGAAAACCCUGGGCUCCCAGUCCAGCAACACGAGCAACAAGGCAUCGUAUACGUCAAACCAUCCUGUACCGGCCGCAUCCCCGACAAGACUGGAGCGCAUGCCGUCGCAGCUGAACAGCUCCAGCAGUGGGACGGAUCCCGGACCCAUCGCACAGACCAUAGAUGCGCAGGACGCCAACAUGGCCAGCCUGUUUGAACAGACUACCAGUGGCAAUGCGCAUGCUGAAACACAGCUGACUUCAGGUACAGAUCAACCUACAACAACGCCAGCACACAAGUCGGGGCACAACGUGGCAUCACUGCACAGUGCCAGCAGCAGCGAAGACACAAGACCUGCAUCCGCACCCGGCGACAUCACAACUGGAAGGAAUGUGUCUAAGCAGCAAGCAGCAAACAAAUGCAGGACUGUCCGCGUCAAUAGGUCCUUUCUCUCUCCCUUCACGCAUUGUGAUGACUGCUCUAUUUCAAGAGGAAUGAGAGUUAAAGAAGACGAAUACCUAGCCUGGAAACAGGCCAGAAAAGACAGGCAAGAGCGGAGAAAACUUCAAAAGAUAGAGGAGAAGAGGACACUACGUGAGCAGCCCAGGUCAUACCCUCUGCAAGAUCUAUCGGCGCCGCGGCGGAAUACAAGUGCAACUGCAGCUGCCGCCACGGCUGCGCUCAGUGGCCUGGUGCCAAUGUUCAUAGCGCAAUGUCCGGACACGCAUGGACAGCUGACUACGCAAAGUCAGCCAGUGCAGUCGCACUGUACAAAGAGAGAUAUUGACGGUGAUCACUGCAGUAUUCUCGGCGAUGAGGAGAAUAUCGAUGGAGACCUUGGCGCGCAUAGAACGGUACAUGCUAUCCAGCCGCGGCUAGACAGACAGCUUCGGAAUAUAUACGUUACAUCGCUCUAGCAUAUUGACACUGGUUGCAUUCCUAAAGAACACAAACUGAAUCAUAUUUACAAUUGUUUGUCCUGUUAUGAAAAUUACUCCCUUUGACAAAGAGAAUUAUUAUUUUAGUUGAGACCUACUGGACUUGAUGCCAAAACUAACGUAUUUCCCGUAUCCUACUCAUUGAGAUCUUGCAGAGUUGAUCACGAGUGAGCACAUCCGCUGACGUUUCUUAUGUACUAUUCAGCUCUAUUGUCAUGAACACAUUAUACCACAAAUCUGUUGCUCCAGUGUAAGUGACAGCCGUAGCAAAUGGUGCACAGGUCUGCAUGACUGUGGUGAACUAUCUGCCAUGCUAAAAACUUAGCAUGUGACUCAUUUAAACUGAA
This is a messenger RNA of Sycon ciliatum, 4788 nucleotides long. RefSeq names its product thyrotropin receptor-like. Gene Ontology annotation, molecular function: protein binding; G protein-coupled peptide receptor activity; protein-hormone receptor activity. Gene Ontology annotation, cellular component: plasma membrane. The record is from RefSeq and is a predicted model, not a curated record. Lineage: Eukaryota; Metazoa; Porifera; Calcarea; Leucosolenida; Sycettidae. Gene Ontology annotation, biological process: hormone-mediated signaling pathway; activation of adenylate cyclase activity; adenylate cyclase-activating G protein-coupled receptor signaling pathway. The coding region runs from base 575 to 4420 and encodes 1281 amino acids. The transcript is spliced from 23 exons.